AGGGUGGCAAGACUAAAUGCAAAUGAACGAAGAGGAAACUGUCAGCUGCACUGUGGUUCAACCAAUAGGAGCACAGCUCCAUCUUGGCUGUGCACUAGACUGCAUUACACACAGACGAUACCAUCGCUUCAACAGCAGCCUUUCAGCAAGAGCCACUACUUCCUGAUUCAGAUCACCUGUCCUGGAAGUUUAAAGGAGAGGAAACGAGAGACAGAAAUACACUGAACUAAGCAGAGUCAAACAAGCGACAUAAGAAGUGCUAUCUCUUUAAGAAUGGCCUCCCUGAGCUCCAGCCUCUGGAAUGAAACAACUACAUCUGUUUAUCAGUACCUUGGUUUUCAAGUUCAAAAAAUUUACCCUUUCCAUGAUAACUGGAACACUGCCUGCUUUGUUAUUCUGCUUUUAUUUAUAUUUACAGUGGUCUCUUUAGUAGUGCUGGCUUUCCUUUAUGAAGUGCUUAACUGUUGCUGCUGUGUGAAAAACAAAACUGUGAAAGACCUGAGAAGUGAACCGAACCCCCUCAGAAGUAUGAUGGACAACAUCAGAAAACGUGAAACUGAAGUAGUCUAGCUUCAAAAACAGCCUUCAACCACUGAGAAAAAA
Vicugna pacos (alpaca) is the source of this 603-nucleotide messenger RNA. RefSeq names its product small integral membrane protein 18 (gene SMIM18). NCBI's taxonomy places the organism in Eukaryota, Metazoa, Chordata, Mammalia, Artiodactyla, Camelidae. The record is from RefSeq and is a predicted model, not a curated record.